AGGGAGAGGCCAAAGACGGCAGGAGAGGCGAGAGAGAGAGAGAAGCGAGAGAGGUCACAGAGAGGAGGAGGCUAAGCGGGGCGUGCCCGUUGCCCGCUGGAGAGCCGCAUAAGUUAUGCAAAUGAAGCGAAGCCCCUCGCUUCACUCUCCGCGUCCCCGCUCUCGGCUCUCGAGAGCUCGAGUCGCUGCGGACACCGCGGGCUCCCCCAACCCGCCGCCUCUUCAGCCCUCCCCAGCUCCACCGGGGCUCCGCACGGGACCCCUACGCUCGCAGGCGAGGCGCUGGUGUCGCGGGUUGAGAAAGUCGCGCAUCGCCCUGCAUCGCCCUGCACCACCCUCCGCGUAGGAGUCGCGUCCGAGACCCGGGACUGCGUGCGGGGGGAAGUUGCGGAUGCGACGAGAGACGCGGGGAGACGGAGCGGGAGACGCAGACGGAGACAGGGAGACGCAUACAGGGGGGACACCGCGAGACAGCAGGGAGAGAGAGAGGGAGUCCAAGUGAGACCGAAACGCGGAGACACGGGGACAGGUAGGGUGGGAGUACUAUCGGAGACAGCGCUCAGGUGCAGAGGCGAGGGGUGAGCGGAGACGCGGGCGGGCACACGGAGACAGGGAGACGACACACGGAGACAGGGAGACACACGGAGACACACGGAGACAGGGAGACACACGGAGACAGGGAGACACACGGACAGACACGUGGACAAGAGGCACGCGGACACAGAGAGAGAGAGACACGCGCAGACGUGGACGGUGUGGGCACCAUGUCGCCUUUCCGCUACUGCCGCUGGGGGUGCCCCUUGCCACUGCUGCUGCUGCUGGCGCUGGGCGGCGGGGGGAGCCGCGCGGCGCGGCUCCGCUGGCUCGGCAGCGCCGACUGCGUGCGCGGCGACGCGGCCCUCGAGCAGCGCGAGGAGGCGGCCAACGUGGUCCUCACGGGGACCGUGGAGGAGAUCCUCCACAGGGACCCCGUGCUGCACACCUACGCGGGCAUGGUGCGCGUGUGGCGCUUCCUCAAGGGCCGCGAGACCCUGUCCCCGAACGCGCUCAUGGACGGCGGCCGCAAGGUGAUGGUGGGCGGCUUCGGCGAGCCGAGCAUCUGCGACAACCAGGUGUCGACGGGCGACACACGCAUCUUCUUGCUCAACCCCGCCGCCAACGAGCUGUGGCCCGAGCACCACGAGCUGCUCCAGCUCAACUCAAGCCUCAUCCGCAUCUCCCUGCGCAACCUCGAGAAGGUGGAGCUCGCCGUGCAAGAUAAACCCAUAACGGAGCUGCCUCAUACCCCUCCCAGCGUCGUGGAAGUGUGCCGCCGCGUGCUGUGUGGGUUUGGCGCGACGUGCGAGCGCGACCCCGAGGAACCGGACCGCGGGGUGUGCGUGUGCCGCCGCGCCGACUGCCUGGCCGUGGUGGCGCCCGUGUGCGGCUCGGACGGCGCCACCUACGCCAACGAGUGCGAGCUGGAGCGCGCCCAGUGCACGCAGCAGCGCCGCAUCCGCGUCAGCAGCCGCGGGCCCUGCGGGGCGCGCGAGCCGUGCAGCGGCGUGGCCUGCGGCCUGGGCGCCUCCUGCGUGUCGGUGCCGGACGGCUCGCCGCCCCGCUGCGUGUGCCCUUCCUCGUGCGCCAGCGCCGCCAAUGCCAGCGUGUGCGGCACUGACGGCGUCACGUACCGCAGCGCGUGCGACAUGAACAAGCGCGCGUGCGAGACGGCCACCGACAUCCGCUACAAGUUCGCCGGGGAGUGCGACCCGUGCGCGGCCGUGACGCCGGGCCCCGACGAGGUGUGCCGCGUGGCACCGCGGUCCCGCAAGGCGGUGCUGCUGCCGCCGCCGGAGUCGUGCCCCGAGGGCGACGCGGGCGCCGUGUGCGGGGACGACGGCGUCACCUACGCCAGCGAGUGCCACUUGGAGCGCGCGGGGGCGCGGGCCGGCCUGAGGCUGCGCAGGCUUCACGGCGGGCAGUGCGCCCAGCACGAGCGGUGCCCACGCCCGUGCCAGCACGGCGCUCUCUGCGCCGUCUCCGGCGGGGUGGCACGCUGCUCGUGCGAGCGCGUUGCGUGCGACGGCGCCUUCCGCCCGCUGUGCUCCGCCGACGGGCGCACCUUCGGCAACGGAUGCGAGCGGCAGCGCGCCGCCUGCCUGGAGGGGGCCGACGUCCCCGUGGAACACGAAGGGCCCUGCAAGCCGCUGCUGGCGAGCCCGUGCCAGGGCGUGCGGUGCGGGAUGGGCGCUCGCUGCGUGCUCAAGGGCGGCGCGCCGGUGUGCGAGUGCCAGGCCGUGUGCCCGCCGCACGUUUACGAGCCGGUGUGCGGCGCCGACAACCACACCUACGCCAGCACCUGCGAGCUCGAGAGCAUGGCCUGCGCCAUGCAGCGAACCAUCGGCGUGCACCACCGCGGGGCCUGCGACCGCUGCUCGGGCUGCCGGUUCGGCGCGGUGUGCGACGGCGAGGCGGGGCGCUGCGUGUGCCCCGGCGUGUGCGCGGGCGCCCGCAGCCCCGUGUGCGGCACGGACGGGCGCACGUACGCGGGCGAGUGCGACAUGAACGUGCGCGCGUGCGCGGAGCAGCGCCACAUCGCCGUGGCGUCCCGCGGCGAGUGCAAGACGUGCGGCGGGGAGGUCUGCUCGUUUGGCGCCGUGUGCCUGUCCGGGCGCUGCUCGUGCCCCCCGUGCCCCCCGGGGGAGCGCGGCCCCCCCGUGUGCGGGAGCGACGGGCGCACGCACCCCAGCGCCUGCGAGCUGCGCGCCACGGCCUGCCGCCUGCGCGAGGUCCUCAACGUCACCCACGACGGCGCCUGCGACGACUGCGAGGAGGAGGGGGGCGAGGGCGGCGUGUCGGGGUCGGGCUCCUCGGGCGACGUGUGCCUGGAGGAGCGCUGCCUGCGCUUCGGGGGCCAGUGGGACGACGACGUCGAGGACACGCGCUGCCUCUGCGACUUCGCCUGCCACAGCGUCGCGCUCAGCCCGGUGUGCGGCUCGGACGGGGUGACGUACGGCAGUGAAUGCGAGCUGAAGAAGGCGCGCUGCGACCGGCAGACGGACCUCACGUUAGCGCGGCUCGGACCCUGCAUCAGGGAGCCUGCCCCCCUUCCCACGACCUCCGCCGACCCCGUGGCCCACUGCAGCCAAUCGGUGUACGGCUGCUGCCCCGACAACCAGACAGCUGCCCUCGGCGUAGGGCUCGCCGGCUGCCCCAGCACGUGCGCGUGUAACCGGCACGGCGCGUACGGGGCGAGCUGCGACGCGGCGACGGCCCAGUGCUCCUGCAAGCCGGGCGUCGGAGGCCUCAAAUGCGACCGCUGCGAGCCCAGCUUCUGGAACUUCCGCGGCAUCGUGGUGGAGGAGCAGCCCGGAUGCAUACCGUGCAAGUGCGACCCAGCCGGCUCCGUGCGGGACGACUGCGAGCAGAUGACCGGACGCUGCUCCUGCAAGGACGGCAUCCUGGGGCCCAAGUGCAGCCAGUGCCCGCCCGGGGAAGCCAUGGGGCCCGCGGGCUGCCGGGAAGAGCCGACCCCGGCCUCCUGCGGGCUGCUGUCGUGCCGCUUCGGCGCCGUGUGCGUGGAGGAGGGCGGCGCCGCUCGCUGCGAGUGCCCCACCGCGUGCUCCGAGCGCAACCUCACCAGGGUGUGCGGCACGGACGGGGUGACGUACGCCGAUCGGUGCCAGCUCUUCACCAUCGCAUGCCGCCAGGGCACAGCCAUUUCCAUCGCGUCCUACGGGCCCUGCCCAGAGCCCAUCCCCCCGUUCCAAGUGGGGGACCCCCACGUGGGGCCGCUGCUGCCCCCCUCCACCACGGGCCGCCCCCCCCACUCCGCGGUGGUGACGCCGCCCAUGCAGGCGCCGUGGACCCCCACCCCCCCGGGGGCCAGGGCCUCCCACACCACCUCCCCGCACGGCGCCAGCACCAUGGCCGCAGGACAGCAGGAACAGGACGUGGUGGAGGCGCUGCCCCCACCGGAGGAGGAAGGCAGUGGCUCGAACAGCGGCGAUGGCUCGGACCAGGAGGGCAGUGGCGGCGGUGGCGGCACAGCCAGCGGCACCGCCGUCAGGGAAGGAGCGGCGAAGCCGGUCCCCGUGCCGGCCGCCAACGGCUCCAUCGCGGAACGCUCCUCCUGCGAGAACUCCGCCUUCGGCUGCUGCCCCGAUGGGCGCACCCUGGCCACCGACCCCGCCGCCUCCGCCUGCCCAGCGACGCGCGUCGUGCUGGCCCAGCUAUCGAUCGAGGAGCUGGAGGGCGCCGAGACGACGUUCGGACCGUGGCUCUCGGACCCAACGUCCGAGCAGUUCGCCGAGACGCGGAGCAGCACCGAGAACGGCCUCAGCGACCUGCUGCAGCACUCGGAGGUGCGCAAGUGGUUCCGCAGCGCCCGCGUGCUCCGCUUCGCGUCCGCGCCUUCCAACGGCCACGUCCAGGCCGACGUGGAGUUGCACUUUGACCCCAACUCGCACGUCUCGGCGGACGCGGUGCGGAGGGCGCUGCUCAAGGUGCUGCGCUCGCAGAGGAAGAGAGGCAUCGUCGUGACGAAGCCCGAGCAGGGACACGUCUCGCUCCUCAUGCCCGCGACGCCGCCCCCGGCGGCCGCCGCCGUCUCCUCGCUCCCGGCCGCGGCGGCGACCGCCUCCGCGGUAACUCGGCAGCGCGCCGCUCCUCCCGCCGCUCCUCCCGCCGCUCCUCCCGCCGCUCCUCCCGCCGCUCCUCCCGCCGCUCCUCCCGCCGCUCCUCCUCCGGCGGCGCCGUCCGCGGCUCCGCCGCCGAAGCAGCAGCGGCCCCGGCCGCAGCAGAGCGACAACUGCGCCAUCAACCCGUGCCUCCACUGGGGCCAAUGCCGCCCCGAGAAGCCCUCGGGCUACACCUGCAUCUGCCCCGUCGGGCGCGGCGGCGCCGUGUGUGAACAAGAGGUCCACUACCACCAGCCGGCGUUUGGCGGAGAGUCCUUCCUGGCCUUCGAACCGAUUGAGGCCUUCUACACGUUGCGCGUGAGCCUGCAGUUCCGCUCGAUGCAGCCCAAGGGCCUCCUGCUCUACAGCGGCCAGGCGCAAGUCCGCGACUUCUUCUCGCUCGCGCUCGUCAACGGAGUCGUCCAGCUGCGGUACAACCUGGGCUCGGGCAUGGCGGUGAUCACGAGCCGCGUGAAGCUGCAGCUGGGCCGCUGGUACAGCGUGGAAGUGCAGCGGACCCGCCGCACCGGCUCCCUCUCCGUGGGCAAGGAGCCCCCCGUGGAGGGGGAGAGCCCCCCCGGCUCUGAGGGUCUCAACCUCGACAGCGACCUCUUCAUAGGGGGGGCACCCGCCAACGUCAUGCAAACUGUAAAGCAUCAGGCGAUGGUGCAGCGGGGACUCACGGGCUGCCUGAGUCAGCUGCUCGUCAACGACGUCGCCUACAACCUGCAGUUCCAGGGUGGCGAGGUGCGGUACGGCCAGGGCAUCGGGGAGUGCGGCAACAACCCGUGCCGCCCCAACCCGUGCCGCAACAAGGCCGUGUGCCAGAUGAGGGAGGCGGAGGCGUACCAGUGCAUCUGCCAAGAGGGGUUUACCGGCCCGACGUGUGCCGACUCGACCAGCAGUGCGUGUGAGCCCAGUCCCUGCCACCCGGCAUCGCGCUGCCACGUGCUGCCACGGGGCGGCUUCGAGUGCGAGUGCCCGCUGGGGCGCGAGGGCAAGCUCUGUGACCGAGACGUGGCGGUGGACAAGACCGCGGCCUUCAUCCCGGCCUUCAACGGCCUCACGUCGUACAUCGAGCGCGAGAGCCUGGAAUCCGUCAGCUCCACGCACCAGAGCAAGCUGACGCUGGAGGUGUCCUUCCUGAGCCAGGAGAAGGACGGCAUGAUCCUCUACAACGGCCACCAGACGGACGGGCGCGGGGACUUUGUGUCCCUCAACCUCGUCAACGGCUUCCUGGAGUUCAAGUUCGACCUGGGCAAGGGCCCCGCCGUCAUCAGGAGCACCGAGCGGCUCCCGCUGGGCGUGUGGCACGUGGUGCGUGUGCAGCGCAGCGGUCGCUCCGGCUCCAUGACCAUCAACCAGGGCCGCCCGCUCACCGGAGAGUCCCCGAGCCCCCACACGUCACUCAACGUGAAGGAGCCAUUCUACAUCGGGGGAGCGCCCGACUUCAAGAAGUUUGCACGGGCGGCCGCCAUCACCACGGGGCUCACAGGCGCCAUCCAGCAGCUUUCGAUUGGUGGCACGGUCGUGCCGAGCCUCACCGAGGGGCACCGCGCCGCCGUGGACAUCACCAACUUCGUGCAGCACCCGUGCACGUCCGGCCAGAACCCGUGCCGCAACGGCGGGCAGUGCCGGCCCCAGCUGGAGCUCUACGAGUGCCUGUGUCCACGCGGAUUCUCCGGCCGCACCUGUGAAAACGCCCUGGAGCAGCGGGAUCAGAGUGACAGCGUCGCGAUUGCGUUCGAUGGGAAAACUCACGUGGAGUUUUACAACGCCAUCAAGCACAGCGUGAAGUCGCAGCAGAACAACUCGCUGGUGCUGAGCGUGCGCGCCGGCGGCAGGCCGGGCCUGCUGCUGUGGCAGGGCAAGGCCCGCGAGGGCUCCGAUUACCUGGGCCUCGCGCUGAGCGGCGGCCGCGUGCACUUCACCUGGUACCUGGGCUCCCGCCCGGGCCUGCUGUCCGCUCCGCUGCCCGCCGACUCCAAGGCCUGGGUCCGCAUCAAGGCCUGGAGGCACCAGCAGGACGGGUGGCUGCAGGUCGGGGACGCGGAGGCAGUGACGGGGACGGCCGCGGGCGGAGCCACGCAGCUCGACACGGACGGGGCCCUCUGGCUCGGCGGCACGGCGGAGCGGCGUCGUGCGCCGCGCCUGCCGCCCGGCUCCACCGUGGGCCUCGUGGGCUGCGUGCGCGACCUCGAGGUGGGGGGCCACCCCGUGGACCUCCUCGCCGACGCCCUCCACCGGCCCCCGCUGCUCCACUGCUCCUCCUCGCUCUGACCGCCCCCACUGUGACGCUCCGGGUCGCAUGCGUGGAGCACUCCCCUUGGGUUCCUGGAUGCCACACGGAGACCUCUCAGCUCCAACUGCUCCACCCAAUUACUCCAAGCUCCUCCUGGGUCCAGCAAGCUCCUCCUGGGUCCAGCAAGCUCCACCUGGCUCCAGCCAUUCCUCAUUGUGAAUGCUGAUCCAGUGUUCUUAGCAGCUUCACAUUUACAAAGUGCACCCAAUAAAAUGUAAUCGAUAUUUUUGUGACUGCAUUGGUGCACAAGCACAAUUAACAAAAAUAAACUCAACACGUUCCGUGUCGGUAACAACACUGUGGCCUUAAAGGGAAGGAAAAAAAUAUACAAUUGGCCUCUUGUAUGUUUUUUUCCUCCAUAAAAAUCAGGCAGGCCCAUGCGCGUUUUGAUUGGUUAGCGAGCGUCGAGGUGCACUGUGCAUAGUCGUAUGGGGGUGGGGUGGGUGGGUGAUGCGCGUGUUUUUUUGGGUACGCUCUGUAAAUGUGCAACUCGGAUGCGCAUGAUUGACGUGCACGACGGAUGUGGAAAUUUGUCAUCAGGAGGGACGCAUCGAUUCAUCGGUUAAAAUCGAUUCUUAUGCCCACGGUGCAUUCAUAGAAUCGUCUGCGUAAGAGUUGAUUAUUUUUUACUCAUGUUUUUUAUACCACUAUAGAUUAUAUAUUCAUACCACUGUAGAUUCUACACGCACCGCAAAGGAUCGAUUGGUCAAUCGAAUCGUGGAGCGUUGAAUCGUUAAAUCACUGAUGAUUACAUUUAAAUUCUUUAAUGACGCGCACGCCGAUACGCACUCAUUUACACACACACACAGCGCACACGCGGACAAAGAUCCCCCUUGUAAGCCGAAACGGCUCGUUGGGGCAAGUGCCAUUGGCAAGCACCUGAGAAGUCCUGACGGCACACGAGGGGGAAUCGAUCCGGUUUCUCCCACGUGGAACCAGUCUGUUCGGGGCUGGGGUUCUGAACAACCCCGGGGGGCCCGGGGGGGGGCCCGAGGGGGGGGGGGCCCUGCCACGUUUUGGCCGUGGGAGAAAACCCCCCGAGGAAGCCGCAGGGAAGCCGUGCGCAGACCAGGGGGGAGAGAGGGGAAGUGUGCAUCCUCCACACGGGAAGGCGUCCCACGUUGGGGAUCGAACCCAGGUGAUUGUAGCCGUGGGGGUGCGGGGUUGUCCCUGCCCCGCUGCCCCGCUGCCGCACUGCCGCCUGCGAUGGGAGUCGAGGCAACCAGCACCACGCAGCUGCGAUGACGAUGAUGCCAUGUCCGUGCCGUUCUUAAUCGAGAGUCUGUCCCAAGACCCCCCCCCCAUGCCCGUCGCUAGCCACGCGAGGGUGUUGAGGUUGGAGGGGGGGGGGGGCUUGAGACUGCCCCCCCCCAAAUUCACUCAUCCACCCCCCCCUCUCCACCACCGCCAAGUCACCACUAAUCUGCUCCUCAUCACCGCCUAGCCGACACCGUCGCCAGGGAACGCGCCUGCCUGUUAACACUGCGUCGUUGUCGUCGUGAUCUUCGUCGUCGUCGUCGUCAUCGUUAUUAUUAUUUGUAUUAUUAUUGUUGUCUUGUUGUUGUCGCGAGCGCGUUUGCCAUUGACCGUCGUCGUCGUUGUUGUGAGUCAGAGGAGCACUGAGUGUCGGGCAGGUGAGUGUCGGGCAGGUGAGUGUCGGGCAGGUGAGUGUCGGGCAGGUGAGUGUCGGGCUGGUGAGUGUCGGGCUGGUGAGUGUCGGGCAGGUGAGUGUCGGGCUGGUGAGUGUCGGGCAGGUGAGUGUCGGGCAGGUGAGUGUCGGGCAGGUGAGUGUCGGGCUGGUGAGUGUCGGGCAGGUGAGUGUCGGGCUGGGGGCCCUGCACCACUCCCUCCCUGCCCCCCCCCCUAUAUUUGGGAGCGUUUUGUAAUCCCCGAUAGCUCAAGGUGUGUAUAUUGUGGCGUUCUACUAAUUUUGUAUCUGUUUCUACUCGCGGGUCUUCUUGCUGAUGUAACCUGCACUGCAGAACUCAAUAAACGGAUAUCUCCUCACCUCGUCA
Molecule: messenger RNA, 8975 nt
Organism: Petromyzon marinus (sea lamprey)
Lineage: Eukaryota; Metazoa; Chordata; Hyperoartia; Petromyzontiformes; Petromyzontidae
Product: agrin-like
Biological process (GO): multicellular organism development; cell differentiation; receptor clustering
Cellular component (GO): extracellular region
Molecular function (GO): collagen binding; calcium ion binding; laminin binding
Source: RefSeq, a predicted model, not a curated record